This is a messenger RNA of Pteropus alecto (black flying fox), 1843 nucleotides long. RefSeq names its product chromosome unknown C1orf43 homolog (gene LTAP1). Lineage: Eukaryota; Metazoa; Chordata; Mammalia; Chiroptera; Pteropodidae. The coding region runs from base 387 to 1148 and encodes 253 amino acids. The transcript has 7 exons. The record is from RefSeq and is a predicted model, not a curated record. Gene Ontology annotation, biological process: phagocytosis.
GUGCGCGUGCCGCCGCGCCACGAGACACCUCUCUCGGCCCUGCGCGCCCGCCCCGCCUCCUCCGCGGCCACGCCCCGCCACGUGACGUACGCAUGCGCUCCGCCUCCUCUGACCGGCGUAGUUCCGCGUCUCCGCGCUCACCGCCCGCGGGUGCCAUUGCCUGCCCGAGUCACGUGCUGAGGGGAAGCGGGAAGGCGUCGUUCUUCUUUCCCAGCCCCUCCCCCCCGUCCGCCAUGUUUUCUGGCCGGGUCAGCCUUCGUGUUUCCCCGUGAGGAAAUGGCCGGGGAGCUGCAGGGAACCCAGGCACCGUUGCCUCGGCGGAGCCCGGGCUGACGAGGCGGGGCGGCGGGGGAAGCCGGAGCGGUUCUGCGCGGGGUGGGGAGGCCAUGGCGUCCAGCAGUAACUGGCUGUCCGGCGUGAAUGUCGUGCUGGUGAUGGCCUACGGGAGCCUGGUGUUUGUACUGCUAUUUAUUUUUGUGAAGAGGCAAAUCAUGCGCUUUGCAAUGAAAUCCCGAAGGGGACCUCAUGUCCCUGUGGGACACAAUGCCCCCAAGGACUUAAAAGAGGAGAUUGAUAUUCGACUCUCCAGGGUUCAAGAUAUCAAGUACGAACCUCAGCUCCUUGCGGAUGAUGAUGCCAGACUGCUGCAGCUGGAAACGCAGGGAAACCUGAAUUGCUACAACUAUCUGUACAGGAUGAAAGCUCUGGACGCCAUCCGUGCCUCUGAGAUCCCGUUUCAUGCCGAAGGCCGCCAUCCCCGUUCCUUAAUGGGCAAGAACUUCCGCUCCUACCUGCUGGACCUCCGGAGCGCCAGCACGCCCUUCAGGGGCGUGCGCAAGGCCCUCAUCGACACCCUGCUGGAUGGCUACGAGACGGCCCGCUACGGGACAGGGGUCUUUGGCCGGAGCGAGUACCUGCGCUACCAGGAGGCCCUGAGCGAGCUGGCCAGCGUGGUCAAAGCACGCGGUGGGAGCUCUCAGCGACAGCACCAGUCCGCAGCCAAAGACCUCACUCAGUCUCCUGAGGUCUCCCCGACCACCAUCCAGGUAACAUACCUGCCCUCCAGUCAGAAGAGUAAACGCGCCAAGCACUUCCUGGAAUUGAAGAGCUUUAAGGACAACUACAACACGCUGGAGAGCACGCUGUGACGCAGCUGGAGGGCCUUCGCCCAAGGGAGCCACACAGACUGCAGCGGGUCACCCUCGGGUCACCCGGCUCUGCCGGCCCGGAGCGGCCGAAGCCCCCAUCGCGUGCCGAGCUCUCAGAGCUCACGCCCAGGGGACCGUCCGCCAGCCUUCCUCCAAACGUCGGCGAAGACCUCAUUUUCUCUUGGUAGCACUUUUUUCUGGAGUUGAAUUCAGACGUUUUUCUUAAUGUUCCUGUCAGAGCUUCCUUAAAAAUCCUCCCUUGGUUUUGAUCACAAUUCAUCUGCCCUUUGCCAAGACUACGUGAACCCCAAGGGUGAGAGCGGAGGACGGGGCGAGCGUCCUCCACACCUGCCCCUUUGUACGCAGUUGACUGGGAACUCGCUGGGUUUGAGACAUCUGAGAGCUGAUCGGUAGGGAGGGCGGGGGAGGCCGUGAGUGGCAUGUGGAACUCACCUGGCGCUGCACUCGAACCAGGAAGUGUGAAAGCCACCUCCCUGACACACGGGGCCCACACCCGUCCACUUUCAUUCCAUGCUGUCGGGAAUAAACAGGAAAGAGAUGUUGGACACCUGAUAGAAUCCCAUCCCCCUCCUUGAUUGGGGAUGGAAGCUCUGGGACAGUGUGACGGGGUGGUCGGACCAGUGCAUGGGUCUGACUUUAUAAAUUAUUUAAUAAAAUGAACAAUGACAAAAUAA